AUGCCGCUCUGUCUCACCUUCAUCGACUUUAAGAAGGCCUUCGACUCAGUUGAGACGGAAGCGGUCGUGGAAGCCUUGGACAACCAAGGCGUCCCUACUCAGUACAUAAAGGUACUUCGAGAGUUGUACAGUAACUUCGCGACCGGAAUUUCGCCAUUCUACAAGAAUAUCAUCAUUGACGUGAACAAGGGGGUCCGGCAGGGUGAUACAAUCUCACCCAAAAUAUUCACAGCCACCCCGAGAACGCAAUGCGAAAAUUGGAAUAGGACGACAUGGGAGUGA
Molecule: messenger RNA, 282 nt
Organism: Necator americanus (New World hookworm)
Lineage: Eukaryota; Metazoa; Nematoda; Chromadorea; Rhabditida; Ancylostomatidae
Exons: 1
Coding region: 1-282 (93 amino acids)
Source: RefSeq, a predicted model, not a curated record